GGCGGUCCAUGCUGCAGUUUCUAGGCUGUCUUCUCAAUGAGCUCAUCAACCUCCUCCUCCAAGGAGGGAGGUGGCUGAAGCUUUGGCUAUUGCUGCUGGGUGGGUGGUUUCCAUCCUCAGCACCGCCAACCAAAAGAAAGGUGGGGGGAGAGCAUCUGCUGAUGUUGUGCUGUGAAGCAAUCUCAGUAGAAGGGAAAAUGGAUUCAGCUUGCAUAUCCUUCGCCUUUCAACAUCUUCCCUUGAUUUCAACAUGGACUGCCCAAAGAGCUGAUGAGGGGAUCUUUACGAAUGUUACACAGUAGAUGCUGAGACAACUUGGAUGGAAAGAAAUAAAAAAUGCCUGUUCCUGUUUGAAAAAGACUUCUCACGCACAGACUCGCAAUAGCAAACAGCCAUGUCAAAAAAAGGACGCAGCAAGGCUGAAAAGCCUGAGGCACUGAUUAUGUCCUUACAAGCUGCCAAUGAAGAUCUCAGGACCAAGCUAACAGACAUUCAAAUUGAGCUUCAUCAGGAAAAGUCUAAGGUCAAUAGGCUUGAAAGGGAGAAAACCCAAGAAACGAAGCGAAUCCGGGAGCUGGAGCAGCGCAAGCAGACAGUUCAGAUCACUGAACUGAAAGCAAAGCUCCAUGAGGAAAAGAUGAAGGAGCUGCAGGCUGUGCGAGAAAAUCUCAUCAAACAGCAUGAGCAAGAAAUGGCACGGACAAUGAAAAUUAGGGACAGUGAAAUCCAGAGGCUCAAGUCAGCACUGUAUGCAUUGCGGGAAGGGAGCAGUGACAAAGUACGGACAGCACUAACCAUUGAGGCUCGUGAGGAGGCCAGGAAACAAUUUGACUCUGAGCGCCUUAAGCUUUUGCAGGAAAUCACUGAACUGAAGUCUGCCAAAAAGCAGGUAGAUGAAGCCCUUAACAACAUGAUCCAGGCUGAUAAGAUCAAAGCUGGGGAUCUUCGGAGUGAGCAUCAGUCCCAUCAAGAAGCAAUCUCCAAGAUCAAAUGGGAGAGCGAAAGGGAUAUUCGCAGGCUGAUGGAUGAGAUCAAAGCAAAAGACAGAAUAAUCUUUUCCUUGGAGAAAGAGCUGGAGACCCAGACUGGCUACGUUCAGAAGCUCCAGCUCCAGAAGGAGGCUUUGGACGAACAGCUCUUCCUAGUAAAGGAAGCCGAAUGUAACAUGAGCAGUCCUAAAAGAGAGAUCCCAGGCAGAGCAGGAGAUGGCUCUGAACACUGCAGCAGUCCUGAUCUACGCAGAAACCAGAAGAGAAUGGCAGAACUCAAUGCUACUAUACGGAAACUUGAGGAUAGGAACACGCUGCUUGUGGAUGAAAGGAACGAAUUGCUGAAACGUGUGCGGGAAGCUGAAAAACAAUGCAAACCUCUCCUGGAAAGAAAUAAGUGCCUCUCCAAGAGAAAUGACGAACUCAUGCAGUCGUUACAACGCAUGGAGGAUAAACUUAAAGCAAUCACAAAGGAAAAUUUAGAAAUGAAAGAAAAAAAUACAUCACAUCCUCCUCUGAAGAAAUUAAAGUCUCUCAAUGACCUAGAUCAAGCUAAUGAAGAGCAAGAAACUGAAUUUUUGAAGCUUCAGGUUAUUGAACAGCAGAACAUAAUUGAUGAGUUGACAAGGGACAGAGAGAAACUUAUUCGGCGCAGGAAGCAUAAAAGAAGUUCAAAACCAAUUAAAAGGCAUAUAUUGGACACUGUUUAUGGGGGUGACGAUGACUCCAUGGACUCUGAAACGUCCUCCAUGGCUUCAUACAGGACAGACAGAACACCAGCAACUCCAGAUGAAGACCUGGAUGAAAGCUUAGCGGCUGAAGAAUCAGAGCUGCGAUUUCGACAAUUAACAAAGGAAUAUCAGGCCCUGCAGAGAGCAUAUGCAUUACUGCAAGAGCAAACCGGGGGUAUCAUAGAUGCUGAACGGGAAGCCAAGGCACAAGAGCAGCUCCAAGCCGAAGUCCAAAGAUAUAAAGCUAAAAUAGAAGAUCUGGAAAAAACACUGGCACAGAAAGGACAGGACUCCCAUUGGGUAGAAGAUAAGCAACUAUUUAUUAAGAGGAAUCAGGAGCUUUUGGACAAGAUAGAAAAACUGGAUGCAGACAACAAUCGAUUGCAACAGGAGCUGCAGGAUGCCAGAGAUCAGAAUGAGCUGUUGGAGUUCCGAAAUUUAGAGCUUGAAGAAAGAGAAAGAAGGUCUCCACCAUUUAAUCUCCAGAUCCAUCCAUUCUCUGAUGGUGUAAGUGCUCUGCAGAUCUACUGCAUGAAAGAAGGUGUCAAGGAUGUUAGCAUUCCAGACCUCAUAAAGCAGUUAGACAUCUUGGGCGACAAUGGGAAUUUAAGAAAUGAAGAACAAGUGGCCAUAAUUCAAGCUAGUACCGUAUUAUCCCUGGCAGAAAAGUGGAUACAGCAGAUUGAAGGGGCUGAAGCAGCUCUGCACCAGAAGAUGAUGGAACUGGAGAGUGACAUGGAACAGUUCUGUAAAAUAAAGGGUUACCUAGAGGAAGAACUGGACUACAGGAAACAAGCUCUUGACCAAGCCUAUAUGAGAAUCCAGGAGCUUGAAGCUACCUUGUACAAUGCUUUGCAGCAAGAAACAGUGAUAAAAUUUGGAGAGUUGCUCAAUGAGAAACAGCAGGAAGAACUUAGGACAGCUGUAGAAAAAUUAAGAAGGCAGAUGCUGAGAAAAAGCAGAGAAUAUGAUUGCCAGAUCCUACAGGAGAGAAUGGAGUUGCUUCAGCAGGCACACCAGAGGAUCCGAGAUUUAGAAGAUAAAACUGACAUCCAGAAGAGACAGAUCAAGGAUUUAGAAGAAAAGUUUCUCUUUCUGUUCUUGUUCUUCUCUCUUGCCUUUAUUCUUUGGCCUUGAUGUCAAUGUGCCUCCGGGGAAGAGUGAUUGACUACACAGAAAAGUCCUCAAAAGGGCAGAUGCUUCCAAACCCAUGAAGAAGAUAACACUGUUUACAACCAUUUCAAAACAAAGCAACACUCUGUAGCCAAGACCACACCCAUCAUGUAGUUUAAAGCCAUUAUCCGAGUUUUGUUACUUGACAGUUCCUGUCUAAAGCUACAAUAUAUGCUGCACUUAAUUAAAUUCUAUAAGGAGGAGAAGACUAUCCCAUCAGCAUAUAUCACAGAAGAAUUAAUUUUUUAAGAUAAAGAAUCAGCAAGAAACCACAUUCAGCAGAUUGAGUGAAGGUAUGUCAGGCAAGGAACCAAAGUUACUAUGAACAAUCUAUCCCUGCUGUGCAGGGGGAUUAUUUUAAACAUAACACCAACUUCCCAUGAAAGUCUUCAGUAAUAAAGGGGACAGAGCAGAAGAAACCUAUUCAGAACUCUUAAGGGGACAAUGACAAUACAGUCCUUUUGGAAAGUCUGGCUUUCUUAUAUACAGGGACUCUUUUUCUCUCUCUGAUUUUAAACUCAGGAACAAUGACAGCUGCAAUGUGAACAAAAGGAAAAAUGUACUCUGUUUUGUUUCAUAAUGGGUGGAACUUGGCAAUGGGAUAGAUAUAGUUGGAACAUUAAUCUACUGCUGCCUGCAGUAGCAAGGAAAGGAAGAGUGUGGAUGAUCAAAGUAGUGAGAACUGCUGACAAUGCUCUUGAGGAUUGCUAACCAUGCUGUAGCCUUAUCUGUUGUCAGGAUCCUUCCAGGAAGGACAGCGUGUUAAACGUGUUUGUUACAUCAAAUGAAGAACUGCAAGAAUGCAACACUCAUUUCACUAACUGUUUAGUGUAUCUUCAGUAACUGGAAUGGGGUGGAAAUUUUUUCAGACUAAGAAAUAGUUGUGUCAGAGAGGAAGCAAAUGCCUGUUCAUCCAACCUCAACUUCCAGAAGAGUAUCUGCAUCCAUUCAUCUGUUAAAUGACCAGAGAAAUACUUAUAAACUAUUUCUUUUUCCUUGUCAUGGUUGUUUUCUCAGUUGGCUGCAUGAACCAAAAUGGCAAAAUCUAGGGCACCCUGUCUUAUCUUACUCACAUGUGACAAAUGCAUAUCAUGCUGUUGAGGACAGGCUUGAGCUCAUAAUUAAGGUCUGCCUUAAUGCAGCAUUUAUCUUCCAGUUUACAAUACAUUCCACUUGGUUUUGCAGUGUUUCCUAGAAAUCGUAGCCCUUGCAUAUGCAGAUUCCUGUUUAGAGUCAUUGAUUUGAAUUCAGAGUAGUUCUGAUUACUGGCAACUUGCACCGAGGGCAAAGUUCAUCCCUGUCCUGAGGGCGCCAGCAGUAAAGCCUGAUUCCAUUAGUCCUAGAAGACUAAUGGAAUAUUUGUCCUAGAAGAACCCCAGCUCUGUUCCCAGAAGUCCCCAGUGACUUGCUCUUUCAUUUCAGUAUUUUAUGCCUCUUCCUCUCCCCUUGUAGACAACAAUGGGUUAUCUCUCUGUGCACUUGCUCAAUUUAAAUAAAUUCUAGAAAGUUUAAUAAAGCAAGCAUAGAACUUGCUUGCAGUUGUUUGACCCUAAAGUACUAUAAAUAAUAAUGAUGGUCAACAAAAGAUUUGCACUAUGGGGCUGUUCACACGACCAUGCUUGUAGGCAGGCAGAUGGGCGGUGGAGUGGGGGGAGGUAGGGUUCAACCUACCUGCCCCAGAUGAUCGUGUGCAGCCCCUGUGGCGCACAAGCUGUGUGCCCACGUGACCAAAGCUGCCGGGAGCAGCAUGUAAAACAGAGGCCGGGAAUCGAGAUUCCAGCCUUCAAGUAUCCCACAGUGCAUCACGUGCCAAGCACAGUGCGCUGGGGGAUUGCCCCAGGGGUCUCUGUGUCAAUGCCAGCUGCAAGCAGCUCCUGCUGACAUAUGAUCCUGGGAGCCGGGGGCACAUUUUCACCCUUAAGAGCCAGGCUUUGGCGCUGGGAUUGGUGCCACAGCACCACUGGGGUCCAUGCUGAUCUUGGCAGUUCUCACACAGGCAGCCAAGCCUAAGUCUGGGCUUGGCUGCUCAUGAGAACAGCCUCUGUGUAUGGCUCAGCAUUCAGAACUAGGCUUUGUGAAGACAUACAGCAAAGCCUGUAGUUCUGGAAUGCUGGGAUGCUGCAAGAGCACUUCAAGCACCCGCUGCCUCUUCACCAUGCCAUCAUGCCUCAUUUCACAACACACCUUUACAGCUUCUCACUCCUUUAUUCUCCUGAACCUGCCCUCAUGUUAGCUUCUUGAAAAGUCAAGGUCUUCCUUUGAGUUCCUCAUACAGUCAAGAAAAUCUAUAUUGAAAGGAUGAGCAGCACUCUCACAUACAAUGGCUGCAUGCCUCCACUUCUUCUCUUGCAUCAUGGUGGUGUGUUUUUGUUGUUGUUGUUGUUUUUCUUUUGGCUGAGUUCAUGGAAGCAGCACCUUAAAAAGUACAAGAUUUUAAGGAAUCGUGUCACUGGGCAGCUUUUUCUCUGAGGUGUGUACCACAUAGAUUUCAGCAGCAAUUUUCAGAUGCUUUGACUUUAAUCUGCCAAGAUGGGCCACACAACUAGCCACCAAAUUAACCAACUAGCCACUUUAGUUCACCAAGAUGGGCCACAUAACCCUAUGGUUAAUUACAGUCAUCCAGUGGUGUGGUCCUUGGCUUCUGAAAUAGUUUUGUUUAGCUGUUGCCAAUCUUCUGUUCUGUUUUGCAUUGUUCUAACGUAGGGCAAAAGACUGACAUGUUGAAUGACACAUUACAUUACUGCAAUGCAGUUUCAUUAUACAUUACAACCCUGGGCUAAGGGGAACUGGUUUAGUUAUACCAGCCAAAUAGUUAAUUUGGUCUGUUUCUAAAGGACUUCUAUCACUUUUAACAUCUAAAACUUACAGAAGAGAUGCUGCAUAACUCUAAAACCUGCCUAGAUUAAGAAUUUUCUUCAUACUGCUUGCCUUCAAGCUACAUCUCCCAGCAUGCAUUGCUCCAGCCCUAUGGUUAAUUACAGGCGAUACUGUAUCUAAGAUCAUAUAUCUCUAACUGAGACAGGUUCCUCAGGUGUCACUUCUCCCUUCACAGUUCUGGACAGAAAGGAUAAUACCACCUGGGCACUUUCCAGAUUAACCCUUACCACAGUGUCACUACAGAUCUGCAAAUUGUGCUUCCAUACUUCCUGUGUUGUGACACUGAAGUUCCUGCGCUGACAGCAAGGUGCCGUUCACAUUUCUGAUGCCUUACUUUGGAUUUUAUCUUUGUGAUUUAGUGCUACAACGUUGCAAGUCCGUUGCAGAAAAAUAGCUGUAUUUUUCCGUUGUAGGAGUUUGAGAUUCUGGGGGUCAUUUUCAAUACGAUCCUGCCAAGCCGAAACAUUUUACUAGGGUGUAAUCUGGAAAGCGCCCUGCUGGACAUAAAGAUUUUGAUCCUUUAAAUGACUUUCAAAUUUUCUGGCUUCAGGGAGAUCUAUCCACCUUUCUUGUCCCCUAAUGAACCUCUGCAUGUCUGCCACAGAACACCAACAAGUUCCUGAUGAUUCUGAGAAGUGUUCUAAGGUGCAUAGUCAGUUCGUACAGGCCACUGAGCAGGCCUGUUGAGUUUCACAGCUGCUCCAGGUGUGAGUUGAGAAUACACCUUAGUGGACACCCAGCACUGCCCUGUGGCUGCAGUUUUAUGGAACAAUCAGUAUUGGUGAGAAUGAGAAAGCUGUCUUAUAUUUGUCUUGUCAUUAAAAAAAAGCUUUGCAGGUUUGGAUUGAACUGUUAAGGUGUGCGUUGUAUUUCUGCUUAUUAUGGAGGGCACUGUAACAUCAUAGUUUGUAACAUCAUUGUAAUGUCAUAGUUUGAGGGGAAACAACAUGCUUUCCUAUCUGGUUCUUUUCACUGCUUCCUGUCAUUUCAUUUCUCUGCUUCUUACUUAUUUGAUCAAUGGUGACCUAUAAAAAGUGUGGCUAGAGAUUGCUUCCCAGUGUCAAAUCUUAACUCAGUCUCAAGAACCUUGAAUGGAUUAUUGUUGCUUGCACUGCAAGAGACUAAAUAGCACAUGCAAGAAGUCUAGUAUCUGGUCUUGCUUUUUUCCAUUUCUGCACAAAAAAUAGCCCUAUUCAGACAUUAUACUGUGCAAGCAUACAGAUAUCUGUACACUCUUACAUGUUUUUGUGUGAAUGAAUGUACCUGUGUUCAUUUUAGAAGUGAGCCUGGGUACAGGCCCCCAGGUGCAUGGUACAAAUAGGAAGUAUCAGGGGUGUAGUUAGGGGAGAGGGGGCCCGUGUUUGCCACCCACCCCAGCAGCCCCUUGGAGUGAGGGAUGUAAUGAAGAAAAUUGGGAGGGGUGGAGUUGGGGAGCUGGAGGGCCCGGGUUCUUUGAACCCAUCUGCUCAAUUAUAGCUACGCCCCUGGGAAGUAUACUGCCGUAUCUGUGUUUUAGCGCAACAUGUGAAUAACUGUUCCUGUGUACCAAUCUGUACCUGUGUGCACUGCACACUAGUAUGAGUGUUCAGCAUAAUGUCUGAAUACGUCUAAUUUCCUGACUUCAGUAUUGAAACAGAAUUAUUUUUGUCUAUGAAGUUCUUGAGGUGUUUUUUUUUUCCAAGUUAGAGCAAGGAUAUGAAGAAGCACAUAAAGAUUUUCUACCUGCAGAAUCAUUCUGUAAUUUUCUUUGGAACUAUUACCUUUGCUUAAUGCUAACUCAAGAGGCUGUUGGAUUACUUAUACUUAUGCAAUGCCUUUCAGUCUUUGUGUUAUUGCACAUUCUAACACCCCACCAUUUGCUCCUUUCCCUCUUUAUAAAUUAAUUUUCUAGCCUUUUGCUGAAGAGGAAAUGCUAGAACAGAGUUUUUACAAUUAAACUUCAUAUAGGAUGAAUAUAGCCAACACUUUAUCAUUCAUAAUGUGCAUGUAACCACUUAUUGGUAGGUUGUCUUCUGUAAUGUACUUCUAUGUAGGGAGAAGAACUUUACAUUUUCUGAUUCCCCAGAUUUCUAAGUGGGUAGAAAAUGUGGUAGAACUCUUGUCACCAUCUGGAAGACCUUUACAGACAACUAGCUUAUCAAAUUGUUACAUGGAUAGCAAUAUGUUACCAUUUCUUAAAAGAUUGUCUAUGCUCACUAGCUCAGACCACCUCCUUUUCCCCACGAAAACAAAUUCUGAAUUCCAAUCCACGUUUAGUGUCACGUCAUCAGUGGUCUAAUGUUUUUGUACAUUUCAUUAGAUAUUUCAGAACUCCCUAUACUGUAUGCUUGCCAGAGCCCAUUCUGGCUAGACCUUUAUUAUUAUUGUUAUUUAAUGUUAUACUGCUUUUCAACAACAACAAAAGCUCACAAAGCAGUUUACAUAACAAAAGGAGUGAGAAAGUGAUGCCCUGUCCAAAAGAUGCUCACAGUCUGCAUAGAAAGACAAGGAAGGCACUAACAACAGUCGCUCGGGGAGACACUAUGUUGGAUUGAAUCAGAAUAGUCCAUCUGCCCAUACUAAAUAGGAAAGCUACCAUAUUAAAAGGUGCCUCUUGCCCAGUUAUUUGAACUGUAAUGUGGCAGGGAGAAAUGUAAAUGCUGUUCAAUCUACCAUAGAAGCACUGAACUUGAUGACCAUGUAUUUGAGAUAUCAGAUCAAAGCUCUGAAACCCUGUCCAAAAUGAGAUGUGGAAAUAAUGGCAGAGUGUUUUCUGAAAUCUAGCAAAAUAUAUACAUUCAUUGGUGGCAUGUUCCUAGAGAUAAUUUUUUGUUUUUCUGUUUCAGGGAUUUGGAGAGAGAAAUGGAAAGGGGACAAAUUGAACAUGCUCAAUUAUUUUUAUUUUUGUGUGAGAGUAACUACUGUGAUCUGAGAAGAGAGUAAAAUACAGCUGAUAGAAUUAACCUUUUAUAGUAAUUGUUCAUAUUGCACAUGUUCAAGUUGGGUUUGUCCUUGUAAUUACUUGAGUUUCCUGUUUCCUGUUUCAUAAAGGAGAGAAUGUUGUUCAUCCCAUUAGUCCCGAUUUCCAUUGCAAAACACGCACACAAAUUAGUUCCUAAGACAGUCUUCUAUUUCCCCUCUGUAGUGGUGAUGCAAUAUUUGCAGUUUAACACAGGAGUGGCUCUUGGGAUACAUUGCACUGUUCGUGAUUACAUUCCCAGAAUCUUUAAUGAGCAAAUAAUUGUGGGAGUGAUACAUAGGCACAAAUAACAUUGAUGGCAUCUUAUCCAGCUUAUAGCUUUUCUCAGACAUGGAAAGGAUUUUGUGGUUUAGGAAAUCUGGUAUAGGAAAUUGUAAGCAUUCAUUUACACAAGAUUAAGACCCUUCAGAAUCUUGCAACAGCAACCUAGGAAGCUGCAGUAGAACUUCUUUUCUAUAUAAAAUCUUUGGAUGUCUUCUGCCACUUUGGGGGUUGUGCAUCACAUCGACUCUAUAAUUGGGUCUGAGAUUAUGCAAGCCUUAUCAGAGGAUUUUCCACUUAAAACUAUUCCAAUGAAAAAUUCCUCUGAUAUCAGGAAACAAUUGGAUACAAUACCACAUCAUAUUGGUAUUGUAUCAAAUUGAAUCAGACUGGAGUGUGCUGGGGCUUACAUUUAGUGAAGAUCCAGCUUCUGUGACAAGAUUGGCCAUCUGCAGCAGCAGGGUUUAAAAUUCCCAUGUUUCCUUGCCUGGUCUCACCUUACAAUGCACCAGAAACAGAAAAUAGAUAUUUUGUCCUUUUCCUGGUGCAUUACUGGAGGUAGAUUGACGCACCCUGUAACUAUAGGGUGCAGCAAUUUUUUUUCCAAGUAAUGCACCAGGUAAAGGACAUGAUGUUGCUUCCUUUCCUGAUGGAAUUAUGUGAUGAGACCAGACAAGGAAAGGUAAGGUAAAGGUAAAGUGCAUCGUCAAGUCGAUUUCGACUCCUGGCACCCACAGAGCGCUGUGGUUUUCUUUUGGUAGAAUACAGGAGGGGUUUACCAUUGCCUCCUCCCAUGCAGUAUUAGAUGAUGCCUUUCAGCAUCUUCCUAUAUCACUCCUGCUGGAUGUAGUACCAGCAAGGAUUCGAACUGGCAACCUUCUGCUUGUUAGUCAAUCAUUUCCCUGCUGCGCUAUUCAGUGGCAAAGGUAAGGAUUCAAAACAUUGCUGCUGCUGCAGGCAGCCAGUUUCAUCAAGGAAGCCAGAUACUCUCUAAAGAUAACCCCACCCACCCCCAACUCCGCCAUCCCUCCAAGCCCAAUCCAUUUGGCUGAUACCUAUGAUUGGCUUGCUGUGAUCCAGGCCAUCCCUUGCAUCAUUAGCACAAUGUGAGAAUGGACUAGAUCAAGAUCAGCCCAGUAAUUCAGGCCAGGGACAGUCCUACCAUUUUUGCUAUUUAAAAAGUGCACAUUAUCACAGGAAUGCUUCCUAAAUGCCCAGUUCUGCACUUUAAAGCACUAGUGCCAUAUGAAAAUUUGCUCUGUGCACCCACGUCUCAGUAAUCACAGGUAAUGUUAAUUAUUUCCAUGAGCACUAUGUCCAAUCAAAACCAAUCCAAAUCUGAAGAGCUUGUACCUUUGUCGGAUAAGGACUAUCUAACAUAAUUUUUAUGCUUACUCAUGUUUAUGCUUAAUAUAAACCAUCUGUUCUGGACUGUUGCAGAUAUCACCAGAUAACUUGUAAUUUAUAUGCCCAUGUCAUUCAGUUUGAUGUACUUUUGCCACUUGGGAUUCUCAACACUGAGUGCUCAGAUUUGAUCACAAUAAAGGCCUAUGGAAACGGGUCUUUGCUUGUUAUAAGAUACAUUUGUAUUCCCACUUAAAUUAAUAGCUACAUUCUCAUGUAUUCCAGUGUUUUCCCAGCCCUUUAAUGGCAUGGGAAGAUGGGAGUAAUUAAGAUGAUGUUCCACAACAUUCUUAGCAUGCUGGUUAAGCAUAUAUGUUAUCAGCUCUGUCUUUGGUAUCGCAGUCUGCUCUUUGUGUAUGCAUGUCCAUUCCACUUUCUUCUAAUACAUACAGCCAAUCCUUUUAUUAAGGAUAUGGAGGCAGAUGGAUAAUCCCCAGCCCCUUGGUGAAAAUUUGUUAUGGCAAAGAGUGGUUUCUGUGAGAUUUGUUUGAGAUACUUUGGAGGGGAAUUAUCUGCUUUUCUGACUCCUCAGUGUAACACAAUUUGUGCCUAAUAUCCUCUUCUUGACACUGAUUCUGCAAACCCUCUACAGAUCAAAAUGAGUUCACCUUAAAAAUAUGUGAUUAAGUAAAUACAUACACACCUUGUUGUACAUAUAUCUAUCUCCAAUGUAUAUAGUAGGAUGCUGUUAGAUCUUAUAAAAGUGUACUUCCAACUCUGAAUGAGGAUGUAAGGCCAGGGUGUUUCAAAGGUAACUCCUGGUGAAUUUGGUGACAAAUCUGCAGUUGUGUAUCUGAUGAAACUGGCGUCAUGGUGCCAUUCUGACACAGGAGGCUUCUAUGCAUGUUUAGCUAGGCCUAAUGCAUCUCAGAAGUCUACAGAACUGGCCAGAACAUCCUAGUAAGUUCUAUGGUGGAAUCCGGAAUUUCAAAAUGGGUUCCUGGAAUAUUUGAGAUCCACUGAAUAUUUCUUAUAGUGAAGUCAGAUGAUUCCAUCCAUCUCCACUCGAUCCUCAUGUUUCAGUUUGGCAUCUCACUGACAAAUGUGUUUCCCUUUACUGUCAGUGCCCUGUCGCUCUUUUCCUACAUUUUUCAGCCAUGUGAUCCCUCUGUUUAAUUGACAGAAAGUAUUGAGAAAGACCCCUCAGAUUAACUUUAUGCAGUGCAGGUAAGGGCAAAGUGCUUUGAGUGGUAAACACUGCACAACAUACAGUCUCACACAAUAUUCAGCAGUAUUAUUAUCCGCAUAGGUCACAACUAUUCUUUUGACAUACCAAAAGGGCACACUACAUAGAUUACUUCUUAGUAUAGUAAUUUUUUUAAAAAAAAAUUCUCAGCUUAAGGGCAAUGUGAAAGUACACUGACCCAUGUUUUAUAGCUACUUCCCUCAUAGACACAAAUAAAUCUGAUGUAGAUUUAACUAAAGGUUUAUUCAAAAACACCUCAAUUUUCUCCUUCUUCCCGCCCUUUUUCUUUCUGACUCUAUCCCACACACACACACACACACACACUCUCUCUCUCUCUCUCCAGUAUCCCCACUGGGACAAACAUCUCAACAACACAACAUAAAUGAUUAAUAGAUAGAAUACAACAACCCACCAAAGUGUUCCUGCUAUAUCCUAUUUUGGCUGAGACCCUCUCUAUCCCGCUGAGUUCAGAUUCAGCAAAUUGCUCAUAUACUUGACAGAGUUCCACUUUUCUUGUAAUUGCAUUUACCUGUAUAUAACUUGCUCCCAUUUUUGUGUCUAUAUAAUUGCAGAAAAGAACUGUAAAUUAUUUGGCAGAAUGACCCUUUGAUAAACACUGCUGGCCAUGUAUAUGUACUGUAUGUAUUAACGUGUAGAUGAGAAUCCUUAUUGUAUGUAAAGUUUUAUGAAUGGUUAUUUUUUAAUUUAUGUAUUUAAUAUAGGAUUCAAUGACCUCUGGUGUUUUAGUUUGUAUAACAAAAAUAAAACAGCAGCAUUUUUUAAAAUUUCACUUUACAUUAAUGGAUUAUUAUCCACAACCUAGUUGAAAUCUGUUUUAAGAUAAUACACAAACAGAGCAAUAAAAUAAAGAAACUGCUUCCUUCCACAAGCUAAAUUAUCACAGGAAACUGAGUAGAAUGUUACAACAGACGCUAUCUAGAGUUUCAUUUGUGCAGUGCUCAUCAGGGAUCAGCCACAGUAUUUGUUUUCAGCACUAGGACUAAGUCCUGAAAUAUAUAAACAAUAAUAAAGACAUGUGCCUCUGAA
Molecule: messenger RNA, 12627 nt
Organism: Hemicordylus capensis (graceful crag lizard)
Lineage: Eukaryota; Metazoa; Chordata; Lepidosauria; Squamata; Cordylidae
Gene: JAKMIP2
Product: janus kinase and microtubule interacting protein 2
Exons: 22
Coding region: 395-2857 (820 amino acids)
Molecular function (GO): kinase binding; microtubule binding
Source: RefSeq, a predicted model, not a curated record